Molecule: messenger RNA, 988 nt
Organism: Dermacentor albipictus
Lineage: Eukaryota; Metazoa; Arthropoda; Arachnida; Ixodida; Ixodidae
Gene: EMC6
Product: ER membrane protein complex subunit 6
Biological process (GO): protein folding in endoplasmic reticulum; autophagosome assembly
Cellular component (GO): membrane; endoplasmic reticulum; EMC complex
Source: RefSeq, a predicted model, not a curated record
UGUGUGUGUGUGUGUGUGCGUUGGUGAGGUGGAAGCGGAAUCGCGGUGAGCCGAUUCGUGCCUGAAUCAACGCCUGAAUAUACAGCAAGCAGCAUGGCGGAAUACAGCCGCAAGGUUCGCUCGAAGAAGGAAAAAUCAGGCGAGACGAUCGCGUACAGCGAAGCUGCCAUGCGGCACAACGGCGCCGUGCUCGAGUACUGCCGCACAUCGCUCGCCGCAUUGUCGGGUUGCACGGCAGGCAUUUUGGGUCUGACGGGCCUCUGGGGUUUCCUCUUCUACUUCGCCACUGCGCUGGCGCUGUGGCUCAUGCUGGUGCUCCGCACAAUGAACACCUGGCAUCGUUUCCUGCGCAGCCGUACUACAUUCCUCACGACAGGGCUGUUCGGUGGCCUCUUCACCUAUGUUCUCUUCUGGACUUUCUUCUACGGCAUCGUCCACGUCUACUAACGAGUCUGUGCGGCCACCGGGAAUGAAAAGUGCUGCUCUUUCCAAAGUCGUGGAUAUCUGGCUCGACAGCAACUGCCUUCCCCUUAGCUUGUCUGGCGUGCUGGAUGAGCAUUUAGUUGCACAGCAGGCGCUGUGGUGAUGCAUCUAGGAGGCACUGGCGGGACGCUUUCACCACAUGUUGAAUGCACGGGUUGACGCUGCAGCGGCAAGCUACACACUAUGUGAACCGUGUAAACGACCAAUGCGCGAUCAUGCUAGCUCAUUUGUUGAGCUGGCGUUGCGUGCUGCCCCCACUUCACGAGGCGGAGUGAGAAAGCUACAAACGGUCCUUUGAAGCGCCACUUCCCAACAGCUACCAGUUUUAUUGUCAUUUUUCUUCAAACAUAAAGUCUGUUUACAUGUGCUGCACCUUUAUCAACAUGUUAGUGUUGCAGUAUUGCACGUGUGCGCUUUACCGAGAUUGUUUGUUCUUGGUGUUGCUUAGCUGGUGUUUGUUUAUACACAUUGCCCGGUGGAUUGCAUUAAAGAUGUUCGGCUUGUA